CUCUCCUUUUAUAUGCUUCAAUUUUUUUUGUAACAUAAAAAAGAGAGUACUCAUUGUCUUCUUCAAAACCCGUCAAUAUAACUUUUCUUUAAUUUCUUGUUAUUUCUUCAAAUUUUGUGUGAAGAAAUGGUAAGGAAAAUUGUGAGGAAAGGAAGAAGGGUGUUUUCCAUAGAACCAAACAAGGUUGCAUACACAAUGUUUGCAAGAAACUAUGUCAAACAUUUGAUGACAUCUUUAGUCAAAAUUUCUCAUCAACAACAACAACAAAAUUUUCAGAAACUUGUGAGGUUUGAAGUUGACAUGGCAAUGGCUCAAUCAGCAAGUGAAUUUAGUUGGGGAAUUGCUCUGAAAAAGAAGCUUCUUCAAAGAGAUGAUCAACAAGAAGUACUUGGCAAUGGCAGUGAAAAUGGUUUUGAUUUUUCUCUUCAAACAAUGAAGAAAAUUUCUCAUAAAAAUUUAGGAAAUGAAGAAGAAGAUCAUCAUGAAGAUGAAGAAGAAGAAGAAGAAGAAGAAGAAGAAGAUCAUCAUGAAGAAGAAGAAGAAGAAAAAAAAGAAGAAGAAGAAGAGAAAGAAAUGGAAAAUGGGUUGAUGAAGCUGAGGAAGAUCAUACCAGGUGGUGAUGAUUUUAGUAUUGGAGGUAAUAAUUUGGAUGAAGAAGAUGAUUUGUUGAAACAAACUGAAAGUUAUGUAAAAUGUCUUGAGUUGCAAGUCAAUGUUCUUAGAGGUUUGGUUGAAACAAACACUUUUUUUUAAUUUUUAAAUUUGUGGGAAAUUGAAACAUUUUUUUAGCAACAUAUAUAUAUAUGAAUUUUCAUCUAUCAA
This is a messenger RNA of Cucumis melo (muskmelon), 822 nucleotides long. RefSeq names its product transcription factor bHLH146. Gene Ontology annotation, biological process: regulation of DNA-templated transcription. The record is from RefSeq and is a predicted model, not a curated record. Lineage: Eukaryota; Viridiplantae; Streptophyta; Magnoliopsida; Cucurbitales; Cucurbitaceae. The coding region runs from base 127 to 753 and encodes 208 amino acids. The transcript has a single exon.